AUGGCUCUCUCAAAUGAAACCCCCGCAAUGGUAUUCUACGACAUCGCAUUUCGGCCUCCAGUCGAAUCUACCCCCGCAGCCCCAAACCCAUGGAAAGCGCGCUACGCCCUCAACAUGAAGGGAGUCGCAUAUCAAACACAAUGGGUCCAAAUGCCAGAUAUCGCGACUGUACGCCAAAAAGUCGGCGCACCCGCAUGCCGUAGAUUUACCGACGGAACCGACUACUACACGCUCCCCAUGCUCACAGACUCAACAACAAACUGCAUUCUUGGGGACUCAUUCGACAUUGCCCUUCACCUUCAAAAACAAUAUCCCAAUUUCGGAACUGGGGAUUUAUUUCCGACCCAGACGCUCGAUUUCAAGUAUGAGCACGGCACAGCCUUUUUGGUACCGCUCUCCGAGCGUGAGGAGGGUGAAUUUGGCGAAUACGUCCGAUUCAACAGGAGUGUCGAUUCUGUGUUUACAGCGCAUGUCAUGCUUAUGGCUCCCGGAAUGCAAUUCGAUCCUGCGCAUGUAGAGGAGAUUCAAGCGAUGUUCGCAAAGCGGGCUGGUGUGGAGACUUUGCCACCCAUGGAGUUUGGAGCGGAGGAUAGGGCAAAAUUGAUGGUUUCACUACGGGAUGCGCUGGCUGAUUUGGUGAAGCUUUUAAAUCGGAAUGAGACUGGACCAUACAUUCUAGGCCAGCAGACUAGUUAUGCGGAUUGUAUUGUUGGGGGGUGGUUACGGAUGAUGAAGAUGACUUUGCCUGCAUCUGAGUGGGAGGAGGUUAUGGGGUGGUACGAUGGAUCUCUGGAGAAGUUUUACCGGGGGUUGGAACAAUUUUCAAGAGUGAAAUGA
Molecule: messenger RNA, 837 nt
Organism: Penicillium pulvis
Lineage: Eukaryota; Fungi; Ascomycota; Eurotiomycetes; Eurotiales; Aspergillaceae
Exons: 1
Coding region: 1-837 (278 amino acids)
Source: RefSeq, a predicted model, not a curated record